AUGUGCACCAUAGUGCUGGUGUACCGACACAAAUGCACCAAGCCGGGGCCUAUCUGCCGCACCGGGCAGGCGGCCGCCAACGGCUCCACCGGCUUCUAUCUGCCGCCCUCCACCGCCUUUGACGAAAUGCACGAAAUGGAGUGCUUCACCGGACCUCUCGACACAAGGUUAGCACUCACUACAACCAUAGAAUUCAAUAAAACAUAUGGAGAUACUAAUAUUAACGGUGGCUUCCCACAAGAUCAAGUGAAUGGAUUAAAGCUGACACUACUCACCAAUGGACGAAUUCCCAAUGGACAUGCAACAAGAGAACGUGAUCAUGGUGUCAGAAUAACAGAAAAUCCUCAGUUUAACUCGCCGAUCGGCAACCUGUCGCCGGGCUCGUGCGAGGGCAUGCGCGUGGCCAGCGACGAGGGUGACAGUCUGCUCAGUGGAGGUCUCCAGGAGGCGGAGGUUGACGCCCUCGAGGAGGACGAUGAUGGGGAGAGCACCAGUCUCAACGACACGCAACUGACAGUACUGGACUGUUGCCAACAGCAUGGAAACGACAGGCAUCUGACAGCCUGUUGCCAACAGCAUGGAAACGACAGGCAUCUGACAGCAGCGCUGGACUGUUGCCAGCAGAACGAGGCGACUGUCAAGUGCUGCAAGACAGAACGGAUGAUAGCCGACGAUGAUGACGGCUUCCAUGAGAACGAGAACCAUCGUCACCAUCACCUCAUCAUGUUGGGGCCCAACGGAUGAGUGCGGCACAAGCGGCUGGCUCCCCGUCGCAAGC
Molecule: messenger RNA, 778 nt
Organism: Nilaparvata lugens (brown planthopper)
Lineage: Eukaryota; Metazoa; Arthropoda; Insecta; Hemiptera; Delphacidae
Exons: 3
Coding region: 1-744 (247 amino acids)
Source: RefSeq, a predicted model, not a curated record